AAUAUACUGAUUGAAAAAAAUUAAUACAUAACUUUUGUGUGUUCUGGGUAUAGGUUUGAAAUUGAAUUCUACAAGACUUCUUGUAGUCACUGUCUCAACAGAUAGGAAGGACUGUUUGCAUUUUCAAUUCAGUAUUGUAGCAUGAUUCUGGAUUUAAAGUUCCUGUAUCUGGUGUGCCUGUUUGUGUCUUCUCAAAGCUCAUUAUGUUAAAGUAUGGGGGAGAAAAACCACAGCAAGACAAUGCACUAACAUGCUACUUGCUUAAAGGAAAUUAGACGCCAAACCCUUUGAAAAGCCCUGCACAAUGGUGCCAGUGCCUUAAGAUGAUCCAUUAUCUGCAGUUGUUUGGAGCUUGUGUCCAUGGAAGGGCAGAGAAACAGGCAUCAUAUCAAAAUCUGUACUGACGGUGGGUCAGCUGCCAUGCUUAGACAAGAAUAAGUGAAAAAUGCUGCUGGAGUAUCGCUGUGUGCUUGCUUACCAUUCUGUCUUCCAGUGAUUUUGUUGUUUAGGAGUUCAUGAGAUAGAAAUCUCAUUUUUGAACAUGGAGUUUGUUGUGAAUUUUCUUCCUGUAAUUUGCCCAGCUGCAUGAACUUCAUGAACCUUAAGCCUAGUUAUACAUUUUGUGAGGAAAUAACUGGGGUUUUUUUUCUCUUUUAAGCAGCUUUUUCUGAAUGUCUCGUAUUCUUGGAACAGGCAGAAGUUGUUCCAUAUUUACCUUCCCUCUGUCAGUUGCGACUUGUGGAAGUUUGUUCUCUAUUUGUUUCAUCUGCCUUCUUCCUUCCUCUGUUUCAGUGCUCUUCAUACAAAAGCAGGGCUGUAUCUGUCCCAUUUGGACAAUUUCUGUAUCUCUGUAUUGAUAAAUAAAAAUAAACCAAAAGUGCUCACAGAAUUGACUUAAUAUGUGUGGUGGAAUUACUUUGUGAUGAAUUUUUCACUUUUGUUCUGCAUCUCUCUUCUCAUGGUCUGUAUAAUUAACUUUUAUUUUCUUGUGAGCUCAGAGCCAAGAAGCUGUUACUGUUAUGGGCAGCUCUGUUGCAGUUGUAACCCAGAUUUCAUGUCCCAGUGUGCUGGUAGUCAGCUCCGGGUCUGUUGCUAUAUAUUUCAGUUUGAGACCCCUUAUCUGCAGAUGCUUUUGACACUCAUCUGACUUCCAGGAAGAGGUGCAAAUCUAUGGCCUUGUUCAGAAGGAAAUGAGAGUAGCUGCUAUGAGAGCAAGAUUCGGUGUUAGAAGGUAUUGCUACUUUGCUCUUUCUAAGGUGGGAGACUUUGAUAAGAUCUGGCGUGAGCACUGUGAGGAUGAGGAAACUCUGUGUGAAUAUGCUGUGGCAAUGAAAAACCUUGCAGAUAAUCACUGGGCAAAAACUUGUGAAGGGGAAGGCCGAAUUGAAUGGUGUUGCAGUGUAUGCCGAGAAUAUUUUCAGAAUGGUGGAAAAAGAAAAGCACUUGAGAAAGAUGAAAAAAGAGCACUUCUUGCUUCUAAGACCACUCCAGCUUUAAAUGUUCCUCAGACUCCCAAGAUUGAAGAUCCUUUGCCAAACUUUGGCUUGACAAAUCAUGAAGUUAUGACAGAAGAGUUCCUUCACUCCUUGGGAAAGAUCAGAUUACUUGAUGUUGGUAGCUGCUUUAAUCCAUUUCUGAAGUUUGAAGAAUUUCUGACAGUUGGCAUAGACAUUGUUCCAGCUGUUGAGAGCGUGUACAAAUGUGACUUCCUCAAUCUUCAAAUUCAGCAACCUCUUCAACUGGCACAAGAUGCUAUAGAUGCCUUUCUUAAGCAACUGAAAAAUCCUAUUGAUUCUCUACCUGGAGAACUGUUCCAUGUUGUCGUUUUCUCGCUCCUUCUUUCUUACUUUCCAUCACCCUAUCAACGAUGGAUAUGCUGCAAGAAGGCACAUGAACUUCUCGUAUUAAAUGGCUUAUUGCUUGUAAUAACUCCUGACUCAUCUCAUCAGAAUCGCCGGGCUAUGAUGAUGAAAAGCUGGAAAAUUGCCAUAGAGUCCUUGGGUUUUAAACGCUUCAAGUAUUCCAAGUUUUCUCACAUGCACCUGAUGGCAUUUAGGAAAACUUCCCUGCAAACAACAAGUGACUUAGUUAGCAGGAACUACCCAGGAAUGUUGUAUAUCCCACAGGAUUUCAACAGUAUAGAGGAUGAGGAGUAUUCCAACGCUGCCUGCUAUGUUCGCUCAGACACAGAAGAUGAACAGCUAGCUUACGGUUUUAUGGAGCUACCUGAUGCUCCCUAUGACUCAGACUCUGGAGAAAGCCAGUCUAGUUCUAUUCCUUUCUAUGAGCUAGAAGAUCCUAUAUUGCUUCUAAGUUAAUGUAGUCGUUGAGAUGCCCUUUCAGUGAAACCUCUUGCUUAACUAAUUUUGCUAUACUAACAUGGGCUCAACACAGAAAAAUGGUUUGCAUAAAGAAAAUGCAAAGGUUUACAGAGUUUGCUAUUUUUUUCUACUUUCGAAUUUUAAAAUUUAUUCUUGUAUGAAAGUGAAAAAAUACAAGUUUUAUGCAAAUGACUCAUGUCAUAGCAUAAAUUGCUGUUACUUUCUUUAGAUUUGUAUCGCUAUUUUUUUCCAGAAAGGUACCAUUCUUUUCUUUAGUGCUGUGAAGUGUGAAUUCUAUUUAAUUUGUUAAAUGUUGUUUCAGUAUUUUGACUCAAUGUGGUUGAGCUUAAGGCACUGGAGUUGACGGGCUUCUGGGAAGUAUAUGUAGGAAGAAAUAAUUUGCACUUUAAUUAAAUGUGCAGAUAGGUUAAGACACUUGGUUACAAAUGUCCCUUCUUAAUUAUGGAACAAAACUUUUUUCUUCCAGAAUUUGUUUCACUCUGGUUAAGCCUGGGCUGGAGAAACUAUAAUGCUUGCACAUUUGAUUUUAUGUUUAUUGCAGCCCUCUUGAUGUAACACCAAAACACUGGAAUAUAUUCAUCCAUAGUUGUACAUACUGUGUAAUUUCAUUGCAUAACCAGCAAUUUCUGAAGAGGCUUUUCCCCCAGAGGAGUAUGGUACGUUUAGACAAUUAUGUUUCACUUCAAAGCUGGAAUAUGUUUUGCAGUUUUAUGAGUAUACAAGCACUAACAUAUAUCAGUAUUUCCCCAACUAUGGUAUUCUGUAUUCUCUUCCAACUGUAUUUUUUGGGGGACAGGGUGGGUUUUGUCAUGUUUUAAAGUAAAUUAUUUAUGCAUUUUAAAAAGAAACAACUUUUUCUUGAAUCGUCCUUAUUUGUAGAAGUUCUAAGUUAGACAGUGACUACAAACUGAUUUUGUAAGAAGGAACAUAACUGCACAAGUUUUUCAAGGAUACACAUAUUUGCAUAAAGCCAUGUAAUUCAGACCACACAAGUGAAGUGAACACAUACUUUUUGUUUGCUUAUUAGGACCCAAAAAUUUUCUGUUCAGUUAAAUAAAAACUCCAUAGCUGACUGAAAACGGGUCAGCACUGUAAGGAGAUUAGAUAUCUAUUAAGUUUUUUAACUUGUGCAGUGAAUCUUAGAGUUUUUGCAGGAAAAAUCAAUUCUGUUCAGUGGUUUAUAAAAGAGGAUUCAUUAUUAGUUUAGCUUAGAUUUUCUUCCAUUUAAAAAUUAUGGCCAAAAUUUUCAGAUUUGGCUAUUAGGCUCUUAAAUCUAUAUAUAAGUGCCUAGUAGUAAAUGAUUUGAACUAGGUGCCAGAUAAUGAUUUAUUUCUGACUUCUGAAAAUUGGUAAAAAAAUUCUAAUACAGUUUCACAGGUGAUUGUGCUGAAAUGUCUUACACCAUAUUAAAUCGCCACAUUGUAUUUAAAGUAUGAAAGUUGCUAGAUAAAUUGAAGUUAUAGUGUGGAUUUUACAGUGGUUGCUACAAAAAUGAAACUUACUCCUUCCACUGAAGUUUUGCACUGAAUGUGUCACGGUUUGACCUACCUGUUUUUCUUUUAUAGUAUUUCCUACAUAGAGUAAUUGCAUUGGUUACAUCACAUUGAGCUUACACUCAAAUGUGAUCUGGACUGUGGUGCUGUAUUCUUUACCAUAAGCUUUUUUUGUGUCUCUUCUUGAACUUAAAGCAUUCCCAAAUACCUAAUUCAAAUUUGUUAUUCAAUCUGAAUGAUAGGGUUAUGCAAACCAAACAAUUAUAUUCUGAUGUGUGAAAAGAAAAAAAGAAUUAAGGUUAGAAAUGCAAGAGUCAUGGUUCACUUGCUAAUUUUUGUUACAGAGAAUACUUCUCUAACGAAAUACACAAUGGCUUCAAAAUUGGCUUUAAGUCAGUAUUGUCACUGAAAGCCUUUCUUCCCAAUUAAGCACUGCUUCCAGCAGUGCUCAUGUUAAAAUACUGCUGCUGUAAAAUCAGCUGUUUAUAGGAGGCUAAUAUGUGCAUCUUCAAAGUACACCUGAUACUCGAUUUAAAAACUAGUACACCAUCACACAUGUGUUGGCAUUGAUUAAAUUGGUUUGUAUUAAUGCACAGAGAAAUGCAAUUCAGAUCAAGAUUUAUCCCCCAAAAUAGCUUAAAUAUUAAGAUUUAACGUUUAAUCCUUUUUGGGAGGUUGGUAACAACUGUGGUUUGGGGAUCUGAGAUUCGUAACAGCUAGGUUUUCUUGCUGAUCAUUCUAAAUACCCGAAGUGGGUUUAUUGGUUAUUUUGUGGGGUUUUUUUUCUUUUUUGGUUUGGUUUGUAUUGUUUUUUUCACAAGGGACAGUAGCUUGUGAUGGUGGAGAAAAGUGUGAUUUACAUAAAUACUUAGAUCUCCUUUAAUAAUAAAGUGGUGAUAUCAGGAGUUGUUGUAUAUUUGGCUUUGGUGCAAGAAUAUUUUUUCUAGGUAAUGAAAUAUUUGAAAAUUCUGACUGUGCAAGACAUCUUUCAUUCUUAAGGUGCUGGAGAAGAAAAGGAAGAAAACAUGUACUGGCAUCUCUGUUGUCUUUUAUGUCACUACUUUUUGUGAACAAAGCACAUUUAUUAAAAAAAAAUCUGAAAAACC
Sturnus vulgaris (Common starling) is the source of this 4941-nucleotide messenger RNA. The record is from RefSeq and is a predicted model, not a curated record. NCBI's taxonomy places the organism in Eukaryota, Metazoa, Chordata, Aves, Passeriformes, Sturnidae.